Messenger RNA from Talaromyces stipitatus ATCC 10500, 3258 nucleotides. Its product is annotated as reverse transcriptase, putative. The transcript is spliced from 5 exons. The record is from RefSeq and is a predicted model, not a curated record. NCBI's taxonomy places the organism in Eukaryota, Fungi, Ascomycota, Eurotiomycetes, Eurotiales, Trichocomaceae. Gene Ontology annotation, molecular function: catalytic activity. Bases 1 to 3258 code for a protein of 1085 amino acids.
AUGGGCCCGAAAAGAGGUAAAAAGGGCACUCCGUGGCCAGAACCACGGUUUGCAGAUGACCCUGAUAUACGCGCAUAUGUAGCUGCAGCCAUCAAAGAUCUCGAGGCACUGAAGAAGCACCAAGAAGCACUGGAGAUUGGCAUGCCCCAGUCGUACGUACAGGCCUGGGGACGUAAGGUGCCCUCGAACCCUCCCACGGUCCCUAGCGUGGGAUUGAGUAGUGGAGGAAGCUUGCCAUCAACCCCAUAUCCAAGCCAGGAGGACCUAGAGGUCUAUCUGGAACAUACCGAUCCAAAUAUCCUCAACCCGAUACGUCGAUUCCCGGAUAAGGUGGUGGAGAAGGCAAAUCUCGCAAUACGCAGCACUCAAGACACCACCAUCGCACAUCGACGAAUUGCGGCAGCCCGUAUACUACCUAGUGGCGAUAUUAUACUCUUACUAGGCACAGUGGACGACGUCGACCAGCUUACCCGCAAGAAGGACUGGAUUAGGGCAUUCGGAAAUGAAGCACGUAUACGAAAACGUACAUGGGGCGUCGUCGUACACGGCGUCAACACGAAUAUCAACCCCAAACAGCCUCAAUUCAUAACCACGCUUACCUCAGAGAACGCCCCGGUGUUCGCGCAGCUUCCAGCCUCUAUGAAUGUCACACACACGGGCUGGCUCCUAAGCGAGUAUAAGAUCAAGGAACAGAAGCUCACAAAUGCCCACCUUGUAGUCAUAUUUGAUGAUGAAAGGAUUGCUAAUUUUGCAAUCCAACGCGGCCUUAUUAUUAAGGGAAGACAGCACAAUGUCUCAAUAUACAACAAAGCAGCCAAUCUCCAGCAGUGCUUCAAGUGUCAGAUGUAUAAACAUAUCGCCAGGCACUGUCAGCGCCAGAUCUGCUGCGCGUACUGCGCUGGAUCUCAUGAUACAGGGGAUUGCCCUACACCGAAAGAGAAAGAAUACGCUAAAUGUGCUAAUUGCACCGCAGAAAAUGUCCAUAUCAAAGAUCCUGCCAAGAGACUCAAUACGAAACACUUUGCGUACGCGAGGGAGUGCCCGAUACGAGCUACAUGCCUCGCAGAGGCACAUCAACGACGUACAUACGGCCCACAAUAUCACACUCCUGUGAUACGACCUGGCAAUAGUCAGCCCGGAGCCAUCUCACCAAAUGACCCUACACCAGCUGAAGCAGCCAAUACAGAGCGAAGUCCUCGCGCACCGGCUCGUACAGCCACCACACGUCGAUCUGCCAACUCAAGAAAUCCUNNNACUAGGGCGCAGCAUAUUGUAUUGGGGACUUCAACGACAUCACCCGCUGUGGGCGGGCCCGCGGUACCGACACGUGACGAGGAGGCCACCAAAUUGAUUAAUCUUAUGGAUGAGCAUGGGCUCGAGCAGCUCUUGCCACCAGGCACGAUCACGUACGAGAGGGUUAACGCCAAAUCUACAAUUGAUCUGGUGUGGGCAUCGCACAAUCUAGCCAACCGGGUAUACGGAGCAGAUCAUGUCCUAAUCUCCACUCAAUUUGACCUUACAGCUAUACGUGUUCCUCCAUUGGUUCGCAAGCAGUGGAAUGCAACAGAUUGGGACCUCUUCCUUAAACUGAUGGACAUAUACAAUUGGCACCCAAGGGAGCUCAAUGACAAUGAGGCAAUCAAUGAGGCAAUCCGCUAUCUAGUUGAGGCAAUCAAUCAGGCAGCUGAGCAAGCGACACCUACAAAACAGAUCAGCAUCUACUCACGAGCGGGCUACACCCCAGAGAUGGCGAAGCUUAAACACCACGUAUCUAGGUGUAGACGACACGCACGUCGUAUAAAUACAGAUCAGGCAUGGGAGGACUACGCAGAGGCUAGGAAAGAGAUGAAACGGCGCACCAAUGAGCUCGCACGAGAUCUACAUCGCCAACGAAUUGAGCAGGCAACAGAGUCAAUAGAUGGAUUCUGGAGAAUUGCCCGUUGGGUCCGCAAUAGGGGCAAACCACGUGCCACGUUUACCCCAACGUUACACUACAAUAACACGAGUUACACAGCCCCAAAGGAGAAAGCAGCCCUAUUCCGAGAGGUCCUCCACCCAGAGCCCCCGGAGGCAGAUCUGUCAGAUAUUGGGCCACAAUAUAGAUAUCCCAAACUGUAUACGAUGCCACCAAUCACGUUAGACGAAGUCCGAACGGCAGUAACCAACGUGAAGCCCGACAAAGCACCAGGGCCAGAUGGAAUCCCCAAUCUGGUCCUACAAAGGCUGCUCCCUACUAUCGAGGCCUAUCUCGUUAAUCUCUUUAAUGCAUGUCUACGUCAACAAUACUGCCCUGACCAUUUCCGAAAGUCGACAACAGUCAUCCUUCGCAAGCCUGGAAAGCCUGAUUACUCUGAUCCAAAGGCGUACCGCCCAAUAGCGUUACUGAGCACGAUUGGCAAAGCACUAGAAUCAGUGUUAGCCAGACAUCUCAGCUAUCUAGUGGAGCAAUAUAAUCUUUUACCAAAGCAACAUAUUGGAGGACGUCGCGGCCGCUCAUGCGAACUAGCAAUCCAUCUCUUACUAGAAGAGACCCAUAGUGCGUGGAGAGAGGGCUCACGAGUAGCCUCAGGGCUUGCACUUGACGCGGCAGGGGCUUUUGACAACGUCAAUCAUAUAAGGCUGAUACACGACCUACGAAAGCGCCAGGUGCCAGAUGACCUGAUUGGCUGGAUUGAGAGCUUUCUAAGCAAUCGCCGCACGUCAAUCACACUCCUAGAGGGCAAUAUGGGGGAAUUUCUAGUCAAUACAGGCAUUCCGCAGGGCUCCCCAUUGUCACCAAUCCUAUUCCUAUUCUUUAAUGCAGAUCUUAUUGAGCAGAUACUCGCCGAGUGCCCGGACGUGAUUGUACUUGGAUAUAUUGACGACAUCUUCAUCAUGACAUAUGGGACCUCCGCCGCAGCCAACUGCCACACACUCACCAAAGUACACCAGGUUGCAGAGCGCUGGGAGAGGACACAUGCCUCUAAAUUUGCGCCUGCCAAAUAUCAACUUACCCACUUUUGGCGGAAGCACCAAAUGGUGCCUAAGCCGAGUGGUAGGCUGGAUGUACCUCUCAUAAUCAAGGGAGUAGAAAUUAAGCCUACGGACUCAAUCAAAUAUCUAGGAGUUUAUCUGGAUACCCACCUCACUGGGGAAGUGCACGUACAGGAGAUGAGAAAGAAGGCUGCAAAACUGGUAGCGGGAUUAAGCUCAAUCGCAGGAUCGACAUGGGGAACGCCCCUGGUUCAUCUAAGGAAGAUAUACACAGCUGUCCUCUAA